Molecule: messenger RNA, 1130 nt
Organism: Elaeis guineensis (African oil palm)
Lineage: Eukaryota; Viridiplantae; Streptophyta; Magnoliopsida; Arecales; Arecaceae
Product: oxygen-evolving enhancer protein 2, chloroplastic
Biological process (GO): photosynthesis
Cellular component (GO): extrinsic component of membrane; photosystem II; photosystem II oxygen evolving complex
Molecular function (GO): calcium ion binding
Source: RefSeq, a predicted model, not a curated record
CUGGAGCAAAACCAUUUCCCUCCACACAUCACAAAGCCACCAUAAUAACCCACUGCCACUUACCCAAUCUCAACAACCAAGGAAGAGAUUGGAGAAGAGUAGGGGGGAGGGAGAGAGAGAGAUGGCUUCAACUUCAUGCUUCCUCCACCACCAUGCACCCUCCACCUCAAGAACUCCAUCAUCACGUCCGAUGCCAAGCACCAGGCCUACCCAGCUGGUCUGCAGGGCGCACAAGCAGGCAGGCCAAGAAGAUGAGAGCAACACGGUGGUCUCACGCCGGUUAGCUCUGACAGUGCUCGUCGGUGCAGCUGCCGUUAGUGUGAAGGUCUCACCUGCCGAUGCUGCCUAUGGUGAAGCAGCUAAUAUCUUUGGGAAGCCGAAGACAAAUACAGAUUUCUUGACAUACGCUGGCGAUGGGUUCAAGCUGAUGGUACCAUCAAAGUGGAACCCAAGCAAAGAGGUGGAGUAUCCGGGUCAGGUGAUGAGGUAUGAAGACAACUUCGACUCCAACAGCUACGUUUGCGUCAUGGUCACCCCCACAUCAAACAAAUCCAUCACUGACUACGGCAGCCCUGAGGAAUUUCUCUCCCAAGUUGAUUACUUGCUAGGGAAACAGGCUUACGCCGGCAAAACAGAUGCUGAGGGUGGGUUCGACCAGGAUGCUGUAGCAACAGCCAACAUAUUGGAAAGCUCCACACCAGUGGUAGGUGGGAAACAAUACUACUACAUCUCAGUUUUGACAAGGACAGCAGAUGGAGAUGAGGGUGGGAAGCACCAGCUUAUAACGGCAACAGUUUCAGAUGGUAAGCUAUACAUCUGCAAGGCACAAGCUGGUGACAAGAGAUGGUUCAAGGGUGCCAGGAAGUUUGUGGAGAGCACAGCCAAUUCCUUCAGCGUUGCAUAAGAAAGAGGUUGUGUGUGACAUUUGUUGUGCAAAUGAGUUGAAUGUAAUUAGAACUGGCAUCUUUAGGAUCAGAAUGUGUUUUAUGCAAGCUGUCUGAUAAGAAGAUGGUACAUUGGAUUUCAAAGUGUCAGGCAAGCAUUUUAAUCUUAAAGAUCUUAGAGAACUCUCUAUUUUGUAUCCUUAAAUCUUAUUAAGCAAUAUAAAAUCUUAUUAUUCCAAUACAAAA